AAUACAAGGGGCUCCACUAUUCGUACCUUCCAAAGUUUGCACGCCAAUCUUCACAAUAUUAUUAUUAUUAUUAUUAUUAUUAUUAUUAUUAUAUUUCAUCUUCCACAAAUUCACCGUCCCGGCGCCGAUCACCGUCGAACAACACCCCGGCAUAUUAAAUAUCAGACUACUGUGGAAAAUGAGUGAAACUGGUAAAUGACUAAAUGAUGAUUAUGCAAUCCACUUGCGAAUUCACAAUCGCUUCAGCUGUACCGCGUCAUGAGUAAUAUGAAGCAAAAAGAACAACCCAAAGUUCCUUUCCAAAUGGACACGGAGGUUGAUAGAAUCAGCAACUUACCAGGACAUAUCAUAGACAAAGUUUUGUCCCUUUUAACACUAAGGGAUGCCGUAAGAACAUGCAUAUUGUCAAGUAAGUGGAGAUACAAAUGGGUCAACCUUACAAGUCUUGUGUUCGAUAAUCAAUCUGUUCUUGUAUCAUCUCAAGAUCCAACGAUAAUAAAAAAUAAAAUGGUUAAAAUCGUUGAUCAUGUCCUCUUACUGCAUAAUGGUCCAAUACACAAAUUCAAACUUUCUCACAGAGAUCUUCAAGGUGUUUGUGACAUUGAUCGAUGGAUUCUUUUCCUUUCACGAGGUUCGGUCAAAGAAUUUAUACUUGAAAUCUGGAAAGGUCAACGCUACAAGCUACCUUCUUCGUUAUACUUGUGUGACAAGCUAUCUCAUCUUGAGUUAUUCAACUGUUUGUUAAAACCUCCGUUAGCAUUCAAUGGUUUUAAGAUCUUAACCAGCCUUGAUCUUCAGCACAUUACAAUGGACCAAGAUGUUUUUGAGGAUUUGAUAUAUAAAUGCCCAUUACUCGAGAGGUUGACGUUGAUGAACUUUGAGGGAUUUGCUCAUCUCAAGAUUCAUGCUCCGAAACUUACUUUCUUCGACAUUGGAGGCGUCUUUGAAGAUGUUAAUUUUGAGAAUACGUUCCUUCUCUCUACUGUUUCCAUUGGUCUGUAUGUCAAUAUUGGCAAUGACCAUGAGUUGACUCUUGGAACUACAAGCAAGUUGAUCAAGUUUUUUGCUUCUCUGCCCAGUAUUCAAAGACUCGAGGUUCAAAGCUUCUUUUUGAAGUUUUUGGCAGCUGAUAUGGUGCCAAGGAGGUUGCCAAGCGCAUGUAUGGACCUGAAUUAUCUGUCACUGCGUAUAAAUUUUAAUGACAUGGACGAGUGUCUAGCGGCUCUUUGCAUUCUUCGGAGUUCACCCUGCCUUUUGGAACUCGAGUUAUUGGCCCGGCCAGACGAACAGCAAUCAUCGAAAGUGGCUGCAAAGAAUUUACUAGAAGAAGACUAUCAAAACUGCUUCUUUACCCAGUUACGAUUUGUAAAAAUUGCUGGCAUUUUCGGGGUUCCAAGAGAGCUCAACUUUAUCAACUUCUUGCUUGCAAAUUCACCGAUGCUGGAGAGGAUGACUGUGAAGCCUGCUUCUCAAGAUGGUGGGUAUGAGCUGCUCAAAGAACUACUACGCUUCAGGCGAGCUUCUGUUCAUGCUGAAAUCAUUUACCUUGACCCCUAACUCACCAAUCAUGUAUGUGUCUGGAAAACAUGAGUGUGAUUUGUUGUUUUUGAUUUCAUCUGUUCUCUGUGUGUUUGAUCGCUGGCAAAAUCAGGUUUUUUAAAGGGUGUUUUUAUUAUUACUAUUACUAUUAGAGAAAAAUGCCCGGAUAGUCCCCGUGGUUUGCUUCAUUUUCA
Messenger RNA from Helianthus annuus (common sunflower), 1733 nucleotides. RefSeq names its product F-box/FBD/LRR-repeat protein At1g13570. The record is from RefSeq and is a predicted model, not a curated record. NCBI's taxonomy places the organism in Eukaryota, Viridiplantae, Streptophyta, Magnoliopsida, Asterales, Asteraceae. The transcript has 5 exons. Bases 259 to 1557 code for a protein of 432 amino acids. Gene Ontology annotation, molecular function: protein binding.